Messenger RNA from Mycena citricolor, 3179 nucleotides. The record is from the annotation of a GenBank genome assembly. NCBI's taxonomy places the organism in Eukaryota, Fungi, Basidiomycota, Agaricomycetes, Agaricales, Mycenaceae.
AUCUCGACCACUUCUCACGAGCCCCGCCCAUCUUCAAAGCCUGUGGAGGCACCUCUGUACGAUCUAGCAAGUACUGGCAGAGAACCGUAGCCGAAUCAAUAUCAUUCACCGUGCUCGGUCUCGUAACAUGAUUCACUUCUGCGUUGGACCUUGAAAGCUCGACGAGUUGUCGACCUUCACUUCACCGUCUUCCAUUUGGGGCCUUGGGCAACAAUUUUUGCAACUUGAUGCUUACCACUGUUCCUUUCCGUUGCUUACGGGGAUUCUCAUAAUCAGCGAACCCAUUUCCCUCUCACUCUAGCAUGGCCCCCCACCCGAAUCCGCAGUACUAUCCCCUCGAGAUCAAUCCCCUCACGAACGAACCGUUCCUGCGCCUGCAGAAACAUCCCAACCUCAUCCUCACCCCGACUCGAGCUGAAGAUAAACCACGCUGUAUCGAGCUUCUGAGCGACGAGAGGAUCUACAGUUGGUUCUACAGUCUACCGAACCCCUACCUCCCAGAACAUGCUGACUGGUGGUACGACUAUUCCAAGUCAAUCGCAGACAAGAUCUUUGCGCAGCUCGACGCAGCCAAGGACGAUCCUGUGCUCAAGAUCGUCGACGGAUGCCCCGUUCGAUGUAUCCGCGAGGUCAGGGACGAUGGCACGGACUUUUUCCUGGGGGAUAUCGGCUUCAUGUUGGCGCAGCACCCAUUCGAGCUGGAGCCUCUGGGCCGCGCGAAAGAAGACACUCCGAGGAGAGAUCCCGAACGUCCUGAUAUCUGGAGUUGUGGAGAUUAUCUUGCACCUAGCCACCACGGCCAGGGUAUCAUGUCCGACGCGUUUGGCACGCUCUUGCGGCAAUGGGGGAUCCCGAGAAUGGGGGUGAGGCAGAUGGUUGUCUCUACUCAUAAGGGCAAUCAAGGAAGCGUCAGGGUGUUCGAGAAGAACGGAUUCAAGCUCAGAGACACUUAUCCUGACGCCAUGGUUGUUCGGGGCACCCCGACGAGCGUCCAUGUUCUGGACUGGUCUUUGGAGACCGAGUGAUGUCGAGGUGGUCUGGUUAUGCUGUAAAUUACUUGUAGCGGGAAAAUAAAUCGAGCCUGGAUUCGUCUCGCUUCAGACGGACAGAUCAGCCGAGAUGUACUCACAGGUCGUGAGAAGAUCUGACCGUUCUCACUGGUCGCAAGUAUGGCGGCACGCCGACUCCAGACCGAGAUCGACCUGGCCAUCAAGAAGGUGGCUGAGCUCGUCGAGUCGUUCGACAACACCUACGACAAGCUGCAGGCAAGCAAUAACGCCGCCCAGAAAGAGAAGCUCGAGGGCUCGCUGAAGAAUCAAAUCAAGAAGCUACAGAGGCUGCGCGACCAGAUUCGCACAUGGGCAGCAAGUAAUGAAAUCAAGGACAAAGACCGCCUGCUGGAACAGCGCAGGCUUAUCGAAGCUCAAAUGGAGAAGUUCAAGGCGUGCGAGAAGGAGGUCAAGAAGAAGGCAUUCUCGAACCUUGCGCUAGGAGAGGCCGUCAAGCUCGAUCCAAAGGAGCAGGAAACCAUGGAAAUGGUCGAAUGGCUCGAUUCGCAGCUCGAAAAGCUCCAGAUGCAGAUUGAACAAACGGAGGCAGAGAUCGAGUCGGUGAACUCCUCCACGAAGAAGAAAGCCAAGGCCGGGUCGACGACAGCCGAGCGCGUCGAGAAACUGGAAGGGUUCAACGCGCGCCGAAAGCUUCAUAUCGGGCGCCUCGAGAUUGUCUUGCGCAUGCUCAACAACGGGACUUUGGAACCGGAGAAGGUGAAAGCGCUCCAGGACGACGUUUCCUACUUUGUUGAGAGCAAUGCGGAGGAGGACUUCACCGAGAACGAUGAGUUGUAUGACGACCUAAACCUCGACGAGGAAGAGGAGAAGUAUCGUGGCAGUUACGAGGAUGCUAACAGCGACGACGAGUCAGAAGCUCCGGUUGAAGACGUUCCACCAUCACGGACCAAGAAGAAUAGCGAAGAUUCAUCAAAACGAGCUGAUAGUCCGAUUCUCAAGAAAGCCAACGCAACACCAGCAAGAACGAAACCCACACCGAAUUUCACCGUGCAACCGAUGUCGAGCUUGCUCAAACCGUCAGCCCCUCGGCCACCGGUCCAGUUGCCACCUAUACGAUAUUCGGCUGCGGUACAACAGCAACCACAAGCAUCAUCAGCACCAUCAGCACCACCAGCUACGGCUGCGGCCGCAUCCGCACCAACACCAACGGCAGCAUCGGUGCCAGCAUCAGCACCAGCACCAGCACCAGCAAAAUCGAAGUCAGGUCCGCCACCGGCAACACCCUCUGCGUGGUCAUCGAUACCAGAUACGCCGUCGUCACCAAGUAUGACGCAUCCAUCUGUGGCCAGUCCCAUGUCGUCUUACGCCUCGGUGUCGCACGGGCCGGAAAGCUCUUUCUACGAGUCGCCGGCGUUGUCGGAGGCUGUGCCAAGUGUCCCUUCCAUCGCAUCACCGACACGCGUCCUUGAACCUCUCCCUGCGCCGUCUCCAGAAGGUGUGCUCGAAGAAAAGCCCCUGGUUGAGAGUCCUGAGGAACGACCUGUCGACAUCACUCCUGCUCCUCGGAUCCCACCACCAGAAGAAAGAGAGCCAAUAGCAGCUGCACCACCGCCACAGGCCAUCGGUUCUCAGAGGCCAUCGGCGCCUGCGGCUGUCAAUCCCGGGUCCUUCCCUGUUGGACUCGCCGAUCUUGUCAUGCCAUUUGAACGAGCUAAGCAACGGGCAACGCAACGAUUGGGCGAUUUGGAUCAACUGAACAAGUAUCUGGCAAGCGGGGUGACGAGCAUCCCUCAGCCUCAAGACACGCGCAAGACGAAGGCUUAUGCACCGCGCAAUCCAUAUCCGACGGCCAGAUAUUACCCGCAGACACAGCUGCCUCUGCUGGAGGAUCCGUCAUUGUAUUCGCGAAUCGACGUCGAAACGUUGUUCUACAUCUUCUACUUCUUGCCUGUGUCUUAUCCGCAAUAUCUUGCGGCAGAAGAGCUGAAACGCCAGUCGUGGAGGUUCCACGUCAAGUACCUGACUUGGUUCCAGCGACAUUCUGAACCUCAGGCCAUCACCGAGGAGUAUGAGCAGGGAGUGUAUGUUUACUUCGAUUGGGAGGGGUCAUGGUGUCAAAGGAAGAAGAGCGAUUUCCGCUUUGAAUAUCGCUAUUUGGCAGAGGAAUAG